CGUGAUAUGCCGUAGCAAUCGUUUGCUCGCCUUUCGCGCGACUUUGCCUAUGCCGAGCCUAUAAAGUAUAUGUGUGCAUUUUAUAUAGAAUAAUAUAUAGAGUAGCAGUGCAGAGCUACAAGAGGAGCGGAGGCAUGGCGGCUUCGCUGAUCGUCGAGACGCCAAGCGGCAAAUUGCGCGGCGAGCUGCUGCGAUCGCCCGAGGCAGGACGAUUUUUCUCCUUCAAGGGCAUACCCUACGCUCGGCCGCCCAUAGCUCGGCUCAGAUUUCGCGAUCCGCAACCGGUGGAGCCAUGGCAAGACAUCAGGGACGCGACGACCCACGGCCCGAUGUGCGCCCAAGUCGAUUCGCAAACCCAAAGGCUCAAGGGCUCGGAGGACUGCCUCUACCUUAACGUGUAUACGCGCGACCUCGACGGCCGAGCCCCGGUGCUCUUUUGGAUUCACGGGGGUGCCUUCAUGUACGGUAACGGCAACGACGAGUCCUUCGGGCCGGACUUUUUUCUUCAGAAGGACGUCGUCCUUGUCACCAUCAAUUAUCGACUCGGCGUCUUGGGUUUUUUAAAUCUUCAAACCGAAGAAAUUUCGGGCAAUCAAGGAUUGAAGGAUCAAGUGAUGGCCUUGAAAUGGGUGCAAUCGCACGUGAGAUGCUUCGGCGGCGACCCGGAGAACGUGACGAUUUUCGGAGCCAGCGCUGGCGCCGCGAGCGUGCACUACCUCACCCUGUCACCCAUGGCCAAAGAUUUGUUUCACAAAGCCAUCUGUCAAAGUGGCUCUGCUCUGAAUCCCUGGGCUUUGCCGAAAACCCCGGAGGACAACUUAAAGGAGUUCUCGCGCGCCGUCAACUACCGGGGCAAAGCCGACGGCCCCUUGACGGAGUACCUGAAAAACCUCGAGGGUCACGCGCUCGUCAAGGGCCAGGAAAAAUUGAUCAGCCCCAAGAGAUUGAUGCAGUGCAGAUUCCCGUUCGGCCCGACUCUGGAUUACGCGAGCAGCGAGCCUUUCAUGCCGGCAAAUCUGCGCGACGCCAUCCUCGAAGGGGUUCAAGUUCCGCUCAUGAUCGGCUGGAACAGCUUCGAGGCUUUGUUCAAGCUCGAUGUUUUACGUCUGAUCGGCAUGAAAGAGAUCGAGGAAAAUUUUGCCGAGUACCUGCCAUCGACGGUCGCCGACGACUUCAAAUACAAAUACGGCCUCGGUGCGAAAGACUUGCAAAGAUUGUAUUUCAAACGCGAGGCGCCGGACGAAAAAAAAGUCCUCGAGUUCUGGAGCGAUUUGGCCUUUGUCGAGGGCAUUCACAGUCUGGAGAACAUUCAGUAUCACCAAGGCGCAGCCCCGACGUACUUGUACAGAUUUUCUUACGACGAGAACGUUACGCUAGUCAAGAAGUUGCAAAAAAUUCCCUACAAAGGUGCGAGUCACGGAGACGAGCUGACGUACCUCUUCAAAAGCAGACUACCCGAGAUCAAUAAUCUGCAGCAGUUUCAAGAGGGCACCGGGGCUGAUCGAACGGCCAAGCAAAUGAUCGAGCUCUGGGUCAACUUCGCCAAAACUGGGCGACCCACCCCGUUCACCUCGGAGCUACUGCCGAUUUAUUGGCAGCCGCUGAUCAGCGACGUGGUACUGCGCUUCCUCGACAUCGGCGACGAGCUGCGCAUGGAGAAGGCCCUGAACAUCGAGCAGCGCUACUAUGGCGGCAACAAACGCCGCGUCUCGUUGGGCUACUUGUUGGCCCUGGCCAGUGCCGACCAAUCGUCCAAUCGCAUCGAGUCUAAUUGAUGCAUCGCCGUGUAUUUUUUACACUCGAUUCGACGCGUGUGUUGACGGGCUGUAAUCCGACGCUUUCACGACGAUUUUUCUUUAACUUAUCAAUGUAUUAUUUUAUCAAACAUGUGCAAUAAUCGCUGGUGACUUUACUUAAAAAGAACUAAUUUCUCGAUAGGUGGUGAAAGUUCGAAUUCAAUGAAACUCGAGAAUAAUUACAUUUUGUGGUGAAGGGGGUACAAAAUAGGUGAAAAUAUUUCGGUAAAAUAUUUUUGAAGGUAUUAUAGUGUAUUUUUAUAUGUACGUUGAAGCUGCAACAAAAAUAAAUAA
Messenger RNA from Trichogramma pretiosum, 2090 nucleotides. RefSeq names its product esterase E4-like. The transcript is spliced from 7 exons. Bases 135 to 1775 code for a protein of 546 amino acids. Lineage: Eukaryota; Metazoa; Arthropoda; Insecta; Hymenoptera; Trichogrammatidae. The record is from RefSeq and is a predicted model, not a curated record.